AUGGAUCACUAUGACAGCGAUUCCUCCGGCUUUGAGGAAGAGGGGGAUUUCACAGACACUGGAGUUCUUUUGGGCUAUGCUGCAGAGGAUGUGAUAGAGGACACAAUCAGUCAUCUUGGAGGCUGGCCGAGCUGGCUUGACGGUGCUACCCCGCCUCCCGCCGAGUUUGCCAGUUGCAAAGUCUGCAAUCAACCCAUGGUCCUCCUGCUUGAAUUACACGGCGACCUCCCUGAUCAUUUCCCCGACAACGAGCGGCGACUUUAUCUAUUCAGUUGCCCCAGGAAAGCCUGCAGCAAAAAAAACGGCAGUAUCAGAGCGUUGCGUGCCUCGAGGAGAUUGAAGGACCAGCGGGCACCGUCGAAAAAGGUAGAGAACCAAGAGCCACCCAAGGAGGAGCAGAGACCAGAAGCCCCCAAGCAGGAUCUUGGAGCUAGUCUAUUUGGUUCUACGUCGCUCACCGGUAGCGUCUCGGCGAACGCAAACCCCUUCUCUUCAUCCUCUGCUACCUCAACACUGUCAGGCAACAAUCCAUUUGCUGUCCCCGCUGCCACCCCCACGGCUCUGAUAUCACAAUCGACAAAGCUGGCUUCCUCACAGCCUGCGCCGGCCAACUCCCUCUCUGAGUCCUUUGCAGAUAAAGUCCGUGUCUCCUCUCCGCCUCCAACGACCAAGACCCCUGAAGCCUCUGGACCCUCUGCCCCUUGGCCUUCGCAGUCCGCCUUUCCAGAGCCGUAUAAGCAUUAUUAUUUGGACGCUGAAUACGAAACACUCUCGCGUCCAUCCACGCCAGCAGUCCCUGAAAAUGUCACGAUUGACAGCACCGAAGAGGAAGCCGGUGGUGGAUCGUCUGUGGAGCUAAAGGACGCCCUGGAAUCCCAGUUAGAUAAAGCCUUCAUUAAGUUCUCCACUCGGCUGGCUCACAACCCUGAACAAGUCCUACGAUACGAAUUCCGCGGCUCCCCUAUCCUCUACUCGCAAACCGACGCUGUCGCGAAAUUUUUUCACGACUCCAAGGGUGCCAGUUCCGGUGCUCGGGUGACGACGGUGGGAAGCGGUCGAAUCCGGAUCCCGCGCUGUGAAUAUUGCGGAAGCGAACGGGUGUUUGAGCUGCAGCUUGUCCCUCACGCUAUCAGCGUUCUGGAGGAGGACCGCGAUGGGAUUGGCAUGGGCCCCAAGGAUGAUGCGGGCAUGGAAUGGGGCACGAUCAUUCUUGGUGUUUGUAGCAAGGACUGCGCUCCGGAUAAAGUAGGCGUGACUGGGUGGCGUGAGGAAUGGGCCGGUGUGCAAUGGGAGGAGUCGAAAUAG
Aspergillus tanneri is the source of this 1305-nucleotide messenger RNA. Its product is annotated as small subunit rRNA maturation protein TSR4. The record is from RefSeq and is a predicted model, not a curated record. NCBI's taxonomy places the organism in Eukaryota, Fungi, Ascomycota, Eurotiomycetes, Eurotiales, Aspergillaceae. Gene Ontology annotation, biological process: maturation of SSU-rRNA. Gene Ontology annotation, cellular component: cytoplasm. The transcript has 2 exons. The coding region runs from base 1 to 1305 and encodes 434 amino acids.